GGGAGAAAGAGGGAGGGAGCGAGUGCGACCGGAGCAAACAGAGCAUUAUCAACCGAAAUCAUCUCAGAGCACAUCUUCCGAGGAGCGCGCCGUGCCAACACGAGGCUCAAAGGCAAACCUUUGGAGCGAGCGCAGUCGGAGCUUUACGCGCGGGGCGCUGAGAGGAGGACCGCCGCGCGGUGAGGAGAGAGAGGGACAAAGUUGAAGGCGAUACAUGGGGUGUACUCUAAAUGGAUCUAAAGGAUAAAGGCUCGACUCAGGUCUCCACAUCCAAAUGUCAUCCCCCUCGGAGCCUGCCCCCGCCGGGCACCAGCAGUGUGUGACGGACAGGCCGACCGGAGCCUGCGGUGGCUCUCUGCUGCGUGGCUUCAAUUUGGCCCCGGCUGGGCCCCGCGUGAGGCCCCCAGUGAAUGCUGCUGCCGCUGCUGCCGCUGCUGCCAUAGUCUGAUAACUCAGCAUGCGUGGAGUCGGGCCAACGAGGACCAGCCACCACUAAUGAGAGCAUUUCUCGUCCCCCUCUUCUGUCUCUGCUGCUGCUGCUAAGGACUACCGUUUACUGGAGUGGCGCGGACAUGAUCCUACUCUGAACACUACACCCUUACCGAACUCUCCUCACUUUUUUUGGAGUGUGGGGGACUAUUUUCUCCUUUUCUUACCAAUGCUGGAUAUAUAAUACGUUUCCUUCGAGAUUUUCUCAUUCUUUUUUAUUGCUACACAUCGAUCCUUUGUUAAAUCUUUUUAGUUCUUCUUUCUCCAUUUGCUUGGCGGUUGGUGUUUUCCCUCCACUAUGGAGUUUCCUUGCGGACCCUGGAAUAAGGAUUGGCCUUCGUUUCUGCAGUUCUGGCUGACGGUUCUCCUGAGCCUGCAGCUGCAGUUCAGUCCGGCGGCGCCCUGCCCGAUGGAGUGCCGCUGCGACAAGACGUUUGUGUACUGCAACGAGCGCGCCCUGACCUCGGUUCCCCUGGGGGUGCAAGAGGGCUACAAGAUCCUCUACCUCCACAACAACCAGAUCAACAACGCCGGCUUCCCCCUGGAGCUCCACAACGUGGCCUCGGUGGAAACCGUCUAUCUGUACGGCAACCAGCUGGACGAGUUCCCCAUCAACCUGCCCAAGAACACGCGGGUCCUGCAUCUCCAGGAGAACAACAUCCAGACCAUCUCCCGGGCGGCGCUCGCCCAGCUCACCCAGCUGGAGGAGCUCCACCUGGACGACAACUCCAUCUCCACGGUCGGCGUGGAGGAGGGCGCCUUCCGCGAGGCGCUGAGCCUGAAGCUGCUCUUCCUCACCAAGAACCACCUGAGCAGUGUGCCCAUCGGCCUGCCCGAGGACCUGCAGGAGCUGCGGCUGGACGAGAACCGCAUCGCCAUCAUCGCCGAGGAGGCCUUCCAGAACGUGACCCGCCUGCAGCGCCUCCUGCUGGACGGGAACCUGCUGACGGACGAGGGCAUCGCGCCCGGAACCUUCCAGGACCUGGCCAACCUCCGGGAGCUGGCGCUGGCCCGGAACUCCCUGACCUUCCCGCCCCCGCUGCUGCCCAGCCAGUCCCUGCUGAAGCUCAGCCUGCAGGAGAACCAGAUCAACCUGAUCCCCGUGACGGCCUUUGCCGGCUUCCACCGGCUGGAGAAGCUGGACGUGUCCAACAACCAGCUCCAGAUCCUCACCCAGGGCGUGUUCGAUGGGCUGAUGAACCUCAGGCAGAUCACCGUGAGGAACAACCCCUGGCGCUGCGACUGCGCCGUCAAGUGGGUGGUGGUGUGGCUCAAGUCGCUGCCACCGUCCCUCAACGCCCGGGGCUUCGUGUGCCAGAGUCCGGACAAGGUGCGCGGCAUGGCGGUCCGGGAGCUCACGCUGGAGAACAUCCACUGCCCGACCGACUCCGGCGCCGAAAAGUCCCCGUGGCCCACCCUGCGCACCACGCCCCCUCCGCCGCCGACCACCAUCGGCGACCCUCCCCCCGCCACCACCACCACCACCGUCGCCGGCGGCGGCGGCUUUGGCGACGGUUUUGGCGACAGCUCCGCCCCGGCAGACCCCUCCUUCCCCAACUUCUUCGACCCGCCCCCCUCCCCCCUCCCGCCGCCGCACCACCCGUCGGGGCCGCUGCCGCCUUACGAGGACCCGCUGCAGAUCGCCUUCCACGGGGUCAACUCCACCUGCAUCCAGGUGAGCUGGGCGUCCUACUUCAAAGUCACCGCCUACAAGGUGACCUGGGUGAAGAUGGGCCACAACCUGAUGGGCGACGUGACCCGCGAGCAGACGGUGAGCGGCGACCGCCGGCAGCUCAGCCUCACCGAGCUGGAGCCGCGCUCCGUGUACCGCAUCUGCGUGUACGUGCUGGACACCCUCAACUCCUACCGGCCCGGCGAGGACACCAUGUGCCUGGAGACCAGGACCAAGCCCGCCCCGGGCACCAAGCCGGCGGGGCCCGAGCAGGCCGCCCAGCAGGACCUCACCUCGACGCUGCUGCUGGCCGGGAUCAUAGGCGGGGCGGUGCUCAUCGUCCUGGUAACGCUGCUCAGCCUGUUCUGCUGGCACAUGCACAAGAAGAGCCGCUCGGCCUCGGCCAACUGGAAAUACAACCGGGGCCGGAGAAAAGACGACUACUGCGAGGCGGGCACAAAGAAGGACACCUCCAUUCUGGAGAUGACCGAGACCAGUUUCCAGAUAGUGUCGCUGAACAAUGAGCAGCUGCUGAAGGGGGAUUUCCGCAUUCAGCCAAUAUACACGCCCAACGGGGGCAUCGGCUUCAGAGACUGCCACCUCAGUAACAACAGUCUAGCGUACUGCAAGAGCAGCAACGUGCCCAGUACAGAGUUCUGCCACACGUGAUGCAAAACUGGUUGAUAAUGCGUUGAGGCAUUGCCAGACACACACACGCAGACAUGCAAAAACGUCCGCAACCCACCGAACACACACACACACAUGGGCACUUUCCUGCCGAGAAACGACAGGAAACCACAUGGACACACACCCAUACCCACGCAAACUAGCCGAUUGUGUAGGCACCAAGACAAAAAAGACUUUGAAGAAAUCUAGUGAACUAUAACUGUACUAUAUAUAUUUCCAAGUUCUGUCUACAAUGUAAUUUAUACUGUGGAUUAUAAUGUGGGAUUCUCGCUAUGUUUUCUAUUAUUAUUAUUAUUAUUAUUAUAAUUAUUAGAAGAAGAGAUACAGCUUUUGUUUCUUUGUUUUUGUAACCAGCAAGGUUAACAUGUUGGGAAACCUGAAGCCCCCAUGGCCUGGGCUGCACGUGAAAAACGAGAGUUCAAUCCGAAUCAGACAUGAGUGAGGUGUGGACUCUGACGCACACAGCGAACGUCCGUCUCUGAUAAGACACGACACAGCGCUUUGAAGUGGGGGCCCCUCGAGACUCUCUGCUGACCACGGGAACCAGACAUGACCUUUGGGUUUUAAAAAAGACACCACCGGCCACCCCCUCCCUAUCCAGAGCAGCAGUGUAGACUCUCAGAAGCUCCCACCUCGCUGAUUACAACGUGAGGGAGGGCUGGGCUGACUCGUGGUGAGAACCAGAGUGGGGGAAAAUAAAUGGAGCAGAAGUGCACUUUUCUUUUGGAAUUAAUGAAACCCUGAGCGUAUAACCAGCACUUCAGGAAAUUAGCUUUGGUUGAGUUAGCAGGGGAGUGAAUAGGGCACACUCUUUGACACGUCUUAGCCCUUUAAGGGUCUAAAUGGGGUACCCAUUAACUAUUAUUAAUGGGGUUUCAAGAGGAGAACGACAUUGGGUUCUGAUGGACACUGAGCCUAGCAUAAAGCAAAUAGCACCAUACCCAGAACUCCCAGUUUGACGGGUUAACAACAGAACAAAGGCAGGCUUUUCUUUAACAGUAAUGAGAUAAUAUUUUCAGAAAUUCUUUUUUUUUUUUGAAAAAGCUAACAGCGUUCCAAAUUUGUAUUUGCGCGUGGUAGCACAGGAAAACAAAGUGCCCAGUGUAGUACCGGUAAUUAGUUAUUUGUUAUUUUUCAAACCAGUGUCCCAAAAGUGAUAGGGGUAGCCGAUGUGUUCACUGCCUCCAGGGUGCAGUGGCUGGUGUGUCCACAAGAGGGCGUAUUCUGAAAGUGGGGCUUGCAGGGCAGCAGCAGAGGCAGAUACAGCCAGAAAGAGAGAAAGAAACCAAGAGAGAAAGAAAGGCAGAGGGAGAGAAAGACAGAGAGGGAAAGAAAGGCAGAGAGAAAGACAAACGAGUUGCUGAGAUCACUUUACCUCGAUCCUUCCCCCUGGAGAACCAUUGGCCCGGGCCACAUUACUCAUGCUCAAACGCCGGUGUUUGGCAUAUUAAUGCUCAUCGAGCUACUUAAUGAUGUGGAAUCAUUUAAAACCAACAGUGUAUUCUACGCUAAGCGGCUAAAUGAUAUCGAUUUUUCCUCAUCUUCUUCUGCUUCCUCCUCAUCUCAUCAUCCCCCCCUUUUUAUCAAUCAUAAAUCAACUCUCGCCUUUCCUUUCCUCAUCUUCUCCUAAGUGGGGUUUUUCAUUGGCCGAAAAAAGAAAGAGAAAUUAAGAAUGGGAGGGACGGGCGCGAUGGCUUUGGCCUUUUUGGAAACCCCAGUGGUGUCGCUAAUUACACACCCCCUCUUCUCUGGAUGGCUUUGGCCCACGGCCCGUCGUUCGUUCGUUGCCUCAGAUGGAUUCAAAGCGUUUCCUCUUAUCCGCCCAUCUAUAAUCAAACGGCGACAGAAGCAGCGCGUCCCUCCUGUGCUCUCUAUCCUUCGUCGGCGCUGUGCUCUUGUUCUUCAUCCGGCCCUUCAUCGUUAUCGCCUCCCAUUGUCUCUGCGUGGGCCGCCGUCCCCUCCGUUUAGGGCGCUCUCCACCUCCGGCUCCAGCGCAUGCCGUUCGUUUAAUUGGACGUAAAGAGGAAUUAAAAAUAAUGAAAGCGUCCCCCUUGAGGACAAUGAGAGACUGCUUGAUGGAAGCCUUGUGGAAAGCGUAAAUACGGUGGGAUUAACGGCGAAUUCAAAUGGCGCAAUAAAUGUGGAGAAAGCCGGAUCAGUGAAGUGGUGGAAGGUUAUACACUAUUCUGUGGAAAGAUAACGGAUAUGAGAAAAAUAGACAGAUUGGAUCUCGCUCUGCCGGGAUUUUAUCAGUUUGCUUUCUCCGGGGCUGCCUGGCUCUCAUUGUGUGUGUGUCACUCUUGCUCUCCCCGUCUCUCUCUCAAGGCCUGUCACUGCCAGUGUCUCUCCCUCUGUCUCCCUCUGUCUCUCGGCCUGUCUCCUCACCUCUAGUCCCAGCAUGAGUUCAAUUAAACCACCGUCUGACUCCCAGGCCCCUGGGCGCCCGGGUAUUGGCCGUCCCCUGAAAGGUCCUCAUUAUGCGCCCCUUAAAAGAAAAUACUUUUAUUUGCUUUGACAAGAUUUUAUUUGGGCUUAAAGUUUUCCCACCAAACACCACCGCCCGCCGUCCCCACCACCAGUCCCCCCAACACACACAUACACACACCAACUCCAAUCAUCCCGCUUCAUAAUCCUCAUCCAAAAAAGGGAGGGAAAUAUGCAGCCCCUAUUUCCACCAGGCCGAAUCAAUGUCAUGCUUGGAGAUGACAGUAGGGAGCGAGAGAGAGAGAGAGAGAGUGAGUAAGAGGGAGCAGGGAAAAGAGAGAGGGAAGGACAGAGAAGGAAGAAAGUUUGGGAGAGAGAGAGACGGACACAAAUAUUGUACUCAAACUGCAUUUAAAAAUAUAUAUUUUAUUUUAAAUAUACAUGAAGUUCAUCGAAGAACAAACCAGACUGCGAUGGUAGGUGUGGCAAUGUGGCGCUUAUCAGUGCCGGAACGUGAUUUGUGCCAAGCUGUGUCGUUCUCAACCUUGUUGGAGGGUAUUGCGUAUAAGCUGUUUUCAAUGUGAGCAAUAUUUCCGAUCCAGACUAAUCUGUAUGCAUAGGUUUUUCUCUAUUUGACUUCCCGAUCAACACAUGCCAAGUCACAUCUCCUGUGGUCACAGCAUAGAGUCUAAAUAUUAUUUUUCUGCUGUCCGGGUUUCCAAUGUCGAUUUCACCAUGCAGUACUGUCCGUCCCAACCCUAGCCUGACCUCUGCUUGACCUUGACCUGCUUCGACCAGAGGUAUGACCGACUGCUCCGUUGCCCCGUUACCAAACCAAGGUUCUGACCGGUUAUGCAUCCGAUAAUAACCGCUUCCUGUCGCGUGUCGUUUGGAACGUAUCACCACAUUUCCAUAAUCCCAAAACAGAAAAAACCUGAAGCUUUACUCUUCGUUUUUGUUUCUUUAGCUUUAAUUUCUGUUGUGGUUGUUUUUUUUGUUUUUGUUUUUAAUAAUCACUUUGUGUUUUGGAUAAUUGAAUCAGACCAAACAUGUCAGUUCAGACUAUUACAAUGUAUCUCACCAAUCAGUGAAUGUUUAUUUUUGUUGUUUUCUUGGGGUGGGGGAGGGAGGGAGGGAUGGAGGGAGACAGGAAAUUGCCUUACACUUUAUGCAGUAUUGAAAAAGCAGCUGCAUUUAUUUUUAAGGACUUCAUAGUGGUAAACCAACAAAAAAAAAGCAGAAAUAUAGACGGGCAGGGAAGAAAUCAACCAACUUAACUGAUAGAAAGCACAUGUAUUCGGUUGGAGAUAAGCUGCGCCGACGUCAUCCACAAUAACAGUAUUAGCAGCGAUGAAAAAAAGCAAAAAGUCCACAGAAAGAGAGUAGGAUCGGCCCUAACUGACUGUUGGUGCUCUCAGAGCGGUGUGAGGCUAACGAUCGAGGCGGUCUGAAGAAUAGCUCGGCGGCUUCUUUCACAGGAAACAUUACUCUUCAUUUCCACUCUGUGCGGUGAGAGAACAUGGUUGUGGUGCCGUGACCAAUGGAAUUACACAAAACGUAUUCCCAUCUGAGACAGGCCGUUUAUUACUUUUAUCAGGGUGCCCGAGAACUAAUCCUUCCCCCUUUUAGCUCAUUGAUUCACGUUUUAAAUAAUUAUGUUUAAUGACUGAGAGGUCAACUUAGACAAAGUGUUCACGUGGACGAAAUGUAAUACGUUUAAAGUCAUCUUUUUUUUUGAAGCAGACUCGCUCAUGUUUAACUUUUUCUUAAGGCAAAAACCAUCCAUUGCAUAUAGGCCGCUAGUGAUCAGCUUUUAUUCAACGAUUUUCGCAUGUUAUUUCCUUUUUCUUGACCUUGUUUCUGGUGAGCGGUAGGUAAGCAGGUUUUUGAUAACUGGCCAAUUCAAAUAAAGGUUAUGCAUUCCCCGUGAGUCGAGCAACGCAUUCUACCCUUUUACCUCCAACAAUUGGCAUACACGGCCAAAAUAUAAUCAGUCCAUCAAACAGGAACAAUGUCCAAGACAUGAAAAGAAGCAGUCAGACCCACAGACAGAGGUUGCAUGAAAUGUGGUAGUGUUUGGGGUGAUAAAUCAUCCUGGAAUAUGAUUAAGACAUCUGCGUAUUGCGGUAACUAUUCAGAGGAGUUUUUCCAAGGCGCCAAAGUAACUUUUUUUUGUUCUCAUAAAGAAAUAUUGGUGUUGUUCCAUGUAUGUGCCUUGAGGUUGAACUUACAAUGUAAAGUCCUUGAAAACCUUUAAAUGUUUUUGCACAAAAUGUAAAUACUUAAGUGAAGCUUUUUGCAAAUAAAAGAGCCAUGGGAUUUAAAAUGGCCCAUAUUA
Messenger RNA from Gadus morhua (Atlantic cod), 7610 nucleotides. RefSeq names its product fibronectin leucine rich transmembrane protein 2 (gene flrt2). The record is from RefSeq and is a predicted model, not a curated record. Gene Ontology annotation, molecular function: protein binding. The transcript is spliced from 3 exons. The coding region runs from base 788 to 2830 and encodes 680 amino acids. NCBI's taxonomy places the organism in Eukaryota, Metazoa, Chordata, Actinopteri, Gadiformes, Gadidae.